AUGGCAAUAUCAAUUAUACCAACAAAACCAAAACGAUAUUAUUUACCGUUAUCAUUAUCAUUUGAUGAUACCGAUUGUCGCUACAAACGAUGGCAGUAUAAUAUCAGCCAAUCACUACGAAGAACAAAUAUUAAUAAUUUACAAUAUUUUGAUGCUGAAUUAUUCGUACAUACCAUAAUACAUCAACCAGAUGCUAUGCCUAUGCAACAAUCUUUUAUCAAAAAUCAAUUGAAACAAGUAGAAUGUAUUUCAAAGCAAAUGUCAUCACAACAGUUAUCAAAACAUUCUCCACAAUUGGCACUAACACAAUGCAAUGGCGAACAAAUAUUUCAAAAAUGCUACAAUGAACGAUCAAAAAAUAUAAAUUCGAAGAAAUUUUCGAAAAUUUUCCCAACAACAAAGCACAACAAUAAUAACAAUAAUAAUAAUUUAUUAUCAAUACGAAAUGAAAUUGAUGCGAACAAUGCGAUUAAUCUGAUCGAUCAAAAUUACAAUAUGAAUUUAGGAAUAAAAUUAUUAGCAAAUGCAUCACAUUCUAAUCGUUUAAAUACUGAACAACGUCUUAAAACAACGUUUAUUACAUCAGCCGAAAAAAUGAAACAUAUUUUUUAUCGAAAUACAAAAAUGAUUGAAAAUCCGGCAACAUCAAAGGGUCAUAAAUAUAUUCAAAAAUUACAACAUCCAAUGAAGUAUUUUACUGAUGAAGAUAGUGAUGUUUUCAAAUUGAUAUCGUAA
Molecule: messenger RNA, 735 nt
Organism: Brugia malayi
Lineage: Eukaryota; Metazoa; Nematoda; Chromadorea; Rhabditida; Onchocercidae
Exons: 7
Coding region: 1-735 (244 amino acids)
Source: RefSeq, a predicted model, not a curated record